Messenger RNA from Dicrocoelium dendriticum, 834 nucleotides. The record is from the annotation of a GenBank genome assembly. NCBI's taxonomy places the organism in Eukaryota, Metazoa, Platyhelminthes, Trematoda, Plagiorchiida, Dicrocoeliidae.
AUGUUUUCCGAACCGACGGAGGUGGCGGAACCAACUCCUCCUCCUCCUAUUCCUCCAUCAUCUCUCGAUCGACCGGUGGAUAUCAAAGGCAAUCUGGAUCUAGUUGAACAGACUUUCGAAGAGGAACUGGCCCUAAAGCAUGAAAUCGAAGACCUGGGUUACUUUUUCCCUGAGUGUUGGUACGCCGAAGACGGACGUCCGAAACCGAGAUAUUUUUGUGGUUUUCUCCAAGGCCUGAUCUCCCGCUUGACCGAUUCUUCCGGAGUCACUUUGUCCCACUUCGCCAUGGAACACCAAUGGCUGUUUGGGCCACAGGCCGUGAGACGUUUGGUAUUUUUUCUGCGGGAUAUGGGCGCCGUUCGUCUGUGUCGUGUGGUGCGACAUACGAAACCUGGCCUUUUCUCCGCCCGCCCGACGUACACCGUCUCCGAUGAACCCAUUUUGGCUUCUCCGGAAGAACUCACACUGAUCCCCACACCGCAUUGUCUCUCCAUUGUGGGCGCGUUUUGUGAGCAGUUCCUGGCGCGAACCGAAACUUCGACCAAAACUCCUCAUAAUGCGACCACUUCAGCAACUUCAGACGUACAGGAUAACCAAACCGAUUAACACUUGGUGUUCUAUUGUAAACCUUGUACAGCGAGAAAUGGAAGCGUGUAUGUAUGUAUCCACUAUUCUUAUUCGCUGUGGUUUUACACCCUUUACUUUUGCACAGUCCAUUGUACAUAUCCUAUUUUGUUUAGUCCAUUCGCUUCCCGCGAUCGCAUAUCGGGUGAGUUCUGUGGGAUGAAUACCUUGUCAGAUAAGCGAUGUGUUUCAAUACUGGCUAUUUUUUCG